This is a messenger RNA of Funneliformis caledonium, 777 nucleotides long. The record is from the annotation of a GenBank genome assembly. NCBI's taxonomy places the organism in Eukaryota, Fungi, Glomeromycota, Glomeromycetes, Glomerales, Glomeraceae.
AUGAAGUCAAAGAAAAAGGUAACGAAUAAAUUAGUUGAGGUUUGGGCAGAAAACAGAAACAUGAAGAGAUUCAAAGAUGUUGGAUCCAGUGUUGGCCAACUGGACCAAAUUGGACUAAUUGGACUUAUAAAACUGGACCAUUGGACUUAUAAUUCCAGUAACUGGACUUAUAGUCCAAGUCCUGGAAGUCGAAAAGGCGUUUGUGAUACGUUGAAUGGAAUAACGUUACAAUUAAAGAUUACUAGUGCUACAUCUUACGCUGUUGAUGCAAGGAAGAAGAGUGUUGGUCCCACAUCGAUACAGCGUGCAUAUGAUUCUUUGAAUAAGAAUCGCCAAAAAAGAACGCAAGAUAAAGAUAAAGAAAAUGUACCUCCGUCAAAAAAGAAAAUAAGAAUACUAGAACACGAGAUAGUGGAUUUAAGAAAGCAGCCCAGUGACUGGACUUAUAGUUCAAGUCCGGUCAAAAAUAAAGGGUAUAAUACCGAAGAUAAUCGUCUUAAAUGGACCCUCGAUGGUGUAGUAACGGGACAUAUUGAAUUUUCUACAUUAUUAUUCCUACUUGAAAUAAAAAAUGAGAUCGGAACUGGUCGUUGCGAUUCUACAACACAAAAGGGAUUGUCAAAUGUUCGGCGCUGGCUCAAGAAAAGUUUAGGCAUUUUCGAAUCCAAGCCCAACACUGGCUACGACCAGUGUUGGUUAACUGGAUUGAAGACCAUUGGACUUAUAAUUCCAGUAACUGGACUUAUAAAGGUGGCCAACACUGGCUACGACAGAUGA